Molecule: messenger RNA, 1267 nt
Organism: Bombyx mori (domestic silkworm)
Lineage: Eukaryota; Metazoa; Arthropoda; Insecta; Lepidoptera; Bombycidae
Gene: slmo
Product: slowmo
Biological process (GO): phospholipid transport
Cellular component (GO): mitochondrial intermembrane space
Molecular function (GO): phosphatidic acid transfer activity
Source: RefSeq, marked provisional
UAAUUUUUAGUCUUAGAGAUCCUUAUCUCUAUACUGCAAUUUGCAUUAGAUAUUAGAAAAAAACAUGAAGAUUUGGACAUCAGAACACACAUUCAACCAUCCAUGGGAAACAGUUGCUCAAGCAGCAUGGCGAAAAUAUCCUAAUCCUAUGAAUCCAGCCGUCAUAGGGACAGAUGUUGUGGAAAGAAAAGUUGUAGAUGGUGUACUUCAUACUCAUAGAUUAGUCAGUUCCAAAUGGUUUUUUCCACGAUGGGCCCAGGCGCUAAUUGGUACUGCAAAAAUAUGUUAUGCUAGUGAGAUAUCAGAAGUAAACCCAAUACAGCGACAGAUGACUUUAAAAACAACAAACCUAACAUUCUGUCAUUACAUUGCUGUUGAUGAAACUGUACGGUAUACUCCACAUCCUUCAGAUUCCUCAAAAACAUUACUAAAACAAGAAGCUGUAGUCACUGUACAAGGUGUGCCUCUCAGUAGUUACAUGGAAGACCUUUUAACCAACAAAAUUUCUCUAAAUGCUGGCAAAGGAAGGCAAGCUAUAGAAUGGGUUAUAGGGAAGUUCGACACUGAAAUUAAGGAGCUUGCAAGUUCAGCCUGUAAAAGUACAGAUGAAUUAUUAUCACAAACAAAGAAGUCAAUUGAUGACAUCACAACAUCAGCAAGAAGAUCAAUGGAUGAUAUCUCAUCUAAAGCAAAAAGCACACUUGAUGAUAUAGAAAAAUUAACUAAAGCUAAUGCCAACCAGAGGAGCUGAAAAGAGGAGUAAUAUGCAUGCCUCUGCAAUACAUAUAUCGAAAACGGACUGCACUAAUGACCUGCCAUGUUCAUUUGUGUCCUAGUUUAUUCAUCAUUGACAUGAUUUAUUUAAUAACAAUAAAUGUAGUAGCAUAAUUUAGUGUCCUUAGUCUUUUUCUUUAAUCAAGCAAGGGAUUCAUGGAUGAAACCAAUCCCAUUUUUCAAUGGUUCAUGGUUCCAUGGUUCCAAUCUUAAAGCAUUAUGGCUGUAUAGGCUUAAUCAACUAUUUAUGAUAAUUACAAAUAAAGAGGCAUUGCUCUCUUAUGUAUAAUAAUGUAAAUUAAUGCCUCAACAUAAUAAUUUGAUAAAUGUGAAUUAGAUAAUUAUUGUGUACUCUGUUGUGGAAAUAUCUAGCACAAAGGUUGGCAAAUAAUUUCAAGCGCGGUCAAUGUAGCUACAAAUGAUUCAGUGACUGAGUCCAAAAUAAAAAUUGUAUGGCCAAAAAGAAAUACGAUGAAUAAAAACUGUAUAGCAA